Fusarium musae is the source of this 915-nucleotide messenger RNA. RefSeq lists its product as uncharacterized. The transcript is spliced from 3 exons. Gene Ontology annotation, biological process: urea cycle; L-arginine biosynthetic process. Gene Ontology annotation, cellular component: cytoplasm. NCBI's taxonomy places the organism in Eukaryota, Fungi, Ascomycota, Sordariomycetes, Hypocreales, Nectriaceae. Bases 1 to 915 code for a protein of 304 amino acids. The record is from RefSeq and is a predicted model, not a curated record. Gene Ontology annotation, molecular function: argininosuccinate synthase activity; ATP binding.
AUGCCGCAGAACGAAUCACUGACAGAACCCCUUAGUCAAGUUCGUUUCGAGCUCGCCUUCAAGGCUUGCAACCCUUCCAUCAAGGUCAUCGCUCCCUGGCGACUCCCCGAAUUCUGUGAGAAGUUUCAAGGUCGACAAGAUCUUCUCAAGUUCGCCGCCGAGAACAACAUCCCCGUUUCAUCAACCCCCAAGGCUCCUUGGAGCCAGGACGAGAACCUCGUUCAUUGCUCGUACGAGGCCGGUAUUCUCGAAGACCCCGAUCACACUCCUCCUAAAGACCUUUGGACUCAGACUGUCGAUCCUCUUGAGGCUCCCGACAAGCCUCUCGACUUCACCGUGUACUUCGAGAAGGGUCUCCCUGUGAAGGUUGCUACCCCUGACCAAGAGGCUACCGACUCAGUAGAGUUGUUCAAGCUGCUCAACAAGAUUGGUCACGACCACGGCGUUGGCCGAAUUGACAUUGUCGAGAACCGAUGGAUUGGACUCAAGAGCCGAGGUUGCUACGACACCCCUGGUCUCACCAUCGCCCGCCUUGCUCACGUCGAUCUCGAGGGUCUUGUCCUUGACUCCAAGGUCCGCAAGCUUCGAGAUCAAUUUGUGACUAUCGAGUGGUCCCAGUGCCUUUACAAUGGCAUGUAUUUCUCCCCUGAGCGUGAGUGGCUCGAUGAGGCAAUCGUUUCUGCUCAAAAGGGUGUCAACGGUCAGGUCCGCCUCCGUGCGUACAAGGGCAAUGUUUACGUCCUUGGCCGAUCCAGCGAGACCAGCAGCCUCUACUCCCAGGAGGAUGCUUCAAUGGACAGUCUUGACACCUUUUCUCCCAUGGACAGCACGGGUUUCAUUGCUAUUCAGUCAAUCCGAUUGGAGAAGUAUGGUGCUCAGAAGGCUAAAGACGGCCAACCCCUUAGCCAGUCUUAA